UUGGAGCGGACUAAAGGGAGCGAAGCAUCAGGUGAAGUUCAUAAAAACUGACUGACUUGGGAGAGCAAAAAAAAGGCGCAUGCAAUGACAAAAGGUAACAGACCAUCGCGGCAUGAAUCAGAGGUAAAAUAAGAUAAGUGAUUGAAUUCUGAUACAAAAGAAAAUAACGAAAUAGUAAGAUGUGCAAAAUGGGGCAUAUAUAUUAGUAUUUUUUCGAGCGGUGCUAAAAAGCUAUGCCAUUAUCAUAAUCUAUUCGGCUUUAGUCCGUUGCAAAUAUUAUUAUUAUUAUUAUUAUUAUUAUUAUUAUUAUUAUUAUUAUUAUUAUUAUUAUUAUUUCUUAUCAGACGCCCUUACCCACGGCGACUUACAGUUGUAUACAGAAAAUACAUAUCAAGCAGAAUGACUUUCUCAGACCCACUAAGUAAGGAGAAACAUGUUUAAAAUCGGCUGUUAAAUUUCUUAUUGUAACCUUAUUUAUUGCAAACGAUAGCUUUUCACACAUGUAAACAUUUUUUUGUUAGUUAUAGUUUUUACAUGAAAGUGGGACAUAUAAAGUGUUAACCAUGGUGAUUAUGAGAGCCAGAACAUAAAGAAAAAAAAAAAAAAGACCUGGUUGUUAUCUAAAUUAAUUUGGAAAGAUUAAGAUUUCGAGGACUGACGCUUUGUUUCCAAUAUCUGAAGUAAUGGAUCAGGCUACACAUAACCAAAGUGAAGGACAAUAUUUAAACCGAACAGAUAGUGGGGAAGUUACCCAUAAACCUUUGUUCGGAAUCGGCACUGAUAACUUUAUUACACUUCUGAUAUUUGGACUCAUUUUUAUUCUGGGAGCCGUGGGUAACUCAAUGGUCAUAACGGUCCUAGCUAGAAACGUACCCGGUAAACCCCGCAGUACCACCAACAUUUUUAUCCUGAACCUCAGCAUCGCCGAUCUCUCUUACCUUCUGUUUUGCAUCCCUUUCCAGUCCACGGUCUACAUGCUGCCAACAUGGGUGUUGGGAGCUUUUAUCUGCAAGUUCAUUCACUACUUCUUUACAGUAUCCAUGCUAGUCAGUAUCUUCACACUCUCUGCCAUGUCAGUGGACCGCUACAUCGCAAUUGUGCACUCGAGAAAGGCAUCUUCUAUUAGAGUGGCACGGCAUGCUUUAAUUGGGGUGAUUGCAAUUUGGAUCAUGUCGCUUGCCAUGGCAGCUCCAGUGGCUUACCACCAGAGCAUCGUAAAAAGAGGAGGAAGUAACACAUAUUGUUGGGACGUCUGGCCGGACUUGAAGCAUAAGAAAAUCUAUGUGGUGUGCACAUUUGUGUUUGGUUAUGUGCUGCCGUUGGUUUUGAUCUCCUUCUGUUAUGCUAAGGUUUUAAAUCACUUGCACAAAAAGUUACGAAACAUGUCUAAGAAAUCAGAGGAGUCCAAAAAGAAGACUGCUCAAACUGUACUGGUGGUGGUCGUAGUUUUCUGCAUCUCUUGGCUGCCACAUCAUGUGGUCUAUCUUUGGGUAGAGUUUGGAUCAUUUCCUCUCAAUCAAGCCUCGUUUGUGUUGAGAAUAGCAGCGCACUGCCUCGCCUAUAGUAAUUCCUCUGUGAAUCCUAUUAUAUAUGCAUUCCUGUCUGAGAAUUUCAGAAAGGCUUAUAAACAAGUGUUUAAGUGCCAGAUCAGCAGUGCCUCUCCUCUAAAUGAUGUCAAAGAAAUAAGAAGCAAGGUGGACACCCCUCCCUCCACUAACUGCACCAAUGUGUGACAACAUUCAUGGAGGUUUUUUGUCAAAGCCUAAAGAAAAAAAAAAAAAGGCUUUUGGAUAUUUCCAGCAAAACAUUUUCAUUACCAUAUGAAAUGCAGCAUCUUAAACUCUAUGGGGCGAUCUCAAACAAUAAGUUUAAAGGUAAAAGUUAUCACAGCUUGAUUCAAGCAGAUUUGUUUUCAGUUGUUUCGAAGUCUUCAACAACUGAUGGGGGUGACAAGAACAUCGAUGUUGUUCUAUAUCAUAGAGACUCCUAAACUCAAGAACACAGUGCCAAUAGUACAUUCCUGUAUGUUAUUACAGCAGAACAAAAAACUAUGUUGACUUCCUCUAUUCAUUUAAUUAUUAGCAUACCAUAAAUGGUGAUUUGAUUACAUGCUUUAACACUGGAGUGGAUCCAGGUACUUAAUUAAGUUAAUUCAUUAAGUUAAUACUUAAUUGGUAUAUAGGCAGCUCUGAAUCUAAUUGAGCAUUGCUGAGUUGAAAAGGUUGAUGGAAAGAAGACUGUCUUCAACCAUUGAGAAGUUGAAAUUGAUCUGUGGAUAAGAGUGGAAAAGAUAUCCCCAGACUUGAGUCAUGAAAAGUUAUCUUGAAGCUGUGACAAAUCAAAAUAUAGAGAUCAAACCAAGUUUGAAUUAAGAUGCACGGAACCGGUGUCAGUAUUUGUGACAAAUAAUGUUAUUUACUAAACAUAAUAUAUAUUAUGUUUUUACCUCCAAAUGUACUGUUAUAUUUUGAAAUGCUCAGCUUUUCGGGGAAGUUAGCAUAACUUCUAACUUCAAAUUUUGCAAACAUUCUGGUCAGUACAUUUCCAUGGUUACCAAUAGUCCCUUUAGUUUGAUCCCCUCUCUAAAGCCAGUCUGUUUAUAGAAGUGUUACUGCAGUUUUUUUUUGGGGGGGGGGGGUAAUACUUAGACUUAUCAGUUUAUAAUUUGUGGUAUCAUAACAUUGUAUAAGCAUAUUAUAUACUGACCAGUCCGCACUGUACUUGUUUUAUCAUACAGGAAUAACUGACAGAAUCGGAUUGUUAGACAUCACUGAGGGGUCAUGGCAUGUUACAGAUAGACAAGGAGAUUAAUUAAGCAGAACGGGGUAGAUGCUGGGCUUUUCAAAACCUUUCAAAGCACUUCAAGGUCAUACAGAUACAAUAAAUAAAACUCAAUUUAUGAGCAACACUCAGAACUACUAUCAUACAAAGCUACUUGUUCUUUAAGCAACCACAGGGUUUCAAUACUAAUCAGGACCCCUGUACAGAUUUGUUCCUUCACUCUGCUGCAAAGGUUUUUGUUUAAUUAAUUAGACUCAAACAUGCAUGAAUGAAAAGGUUGAAAAAGCUACAGCCUUAAUAUAUUAUACUUUCUGCAACAUUCUAUAUUUGUGAUGUACAGAAACCCCAAACAUUUCACCUCCAUUUAUAAAUACGGUCAUUUGAAUUACCCAUGUUCUCUCCUAUCCUUUAACUUGUGUUUCCAUUUAUCCAUCGAAAGUGAAGUCCACAAUAUAAGCUCAAUGUAAAGACCAGCUUACAAAUCAGACCACUCUUUCAGUUCCUUUUCAAUUGGGUGACAAUAUGAGAAUCUCCCUUGAUUAUGCUGUUUAUUAAGACUGUUCCAUUUAGUCCCUUUCUAGGUAGCAAUGUAUUUAUCGUUAUCUGUCACUGUACUGUAGCCAUCUAAUUUUUAUUAGGGAGCUCACCUAAAUCCCUUGUUUAGAAAGAUACAGAGUGACAGAAUAGUAGUAAGCGCUAGUGGAGACUUUGAGUAAAUUGUCAUGCUCAUAAUGCAUCAGAGUAGAAAAAUGCAACAUGUCUUAAGACUUUUUGCAUAUAUAUAUAUAAUAAAAGUAAAAACUUAACCCUACCAUUACUGGAUCAGCCCUGACAAAGCUUAAGUCUAUAAAUGGCAGAGAAGGCUCAAGAGAAUUAAAUCACAAUGUUUUCCUGAUUGAAAUCGAUGAAAGUGGUUUAAAGUUUUGCAAGUCUCAGUUUCAAUGAAGCUACAAAAAAUCGUAACAACCCCACUGACACCUUAAAAUCCAGCUACCGAGGGAGACUGUAUGAGAGCCCGAGUGAUCCAAAGAAUACACCAGCUUUUGAUCUUUAUUGAUGAACCGGAUUAGAGCCAACCAAUGCGAAUGAUACAGAUAUCUGGUACACUUGCAGGCCAUUAUUAAAACAUGUAAUUGGUAACAUUGUAGGUUUGAGCCAUCGCUACACAAAUCAUUCAAUUAAGGUCCAGAACAAUCCAAUAGUGGUUUAUAAAGCAGGGAAAUAAAGUCUGUGACUGGUCAUCAACGUGAAAGUAGAACCACUUCCACAGGUCACACUCCUACUGUCCAAUUCAAAGGCAACUUUCCUGGAAGCAUUUUUAAUAACUGAUCAAUAUCUGGAAAUAUUCAAAUUAAUUACCAAGGAAAAGACUACAUCAACUACUACCACUACCACUACUAUGACUACUACUACGACUACUACUAAUAAUAAUAAAUACACAAACACUUUCACAAUCUUAUUUUUUUCUCAAAAUAAAAGCAUACCGUUUUAAAAAUGCAGUUUUGUACACAUUUUAUAGAGAAGCUCAUGGCAACGUUGUUAUAAUGGAGGAGUAUAUUUUGUAAAUACAGUUAAAAUAAUUAAAAAUGAUAAUUAAUUGUGCUGUAACACUGAAGUAUAAAAGAAAUAAGACCCUCCACAUCUGGCAUUACCUGGCAUUAUCGCUGGAUGUAACAGCCCAUAAUGCCUGAUAAUGCCCUCUGUGUCAGGUCUGAAUUGCUUUAGGCUUUCUGAAGAAAACUGGCACUGAACAGACUUCAUGAUUCCAUUCAAACUACCACUUCAACUCUGCUUGCCCAAUCUGCUCUUUAUAUAUCGAGAGGGUGAGUAGGUGGGACCAGCCAAGUUAAAAGCCCAGUUUGUCACGUGAUUUGAAUGGAAUGAGGAAGGCUGUUCAGUCCAAGGCAGUUUUCCAGACAAGCUCAAAGACAAGUAAAUACUAUGAUUAUGAGAAAAAUAUUGGACCAGCAGAACCAACACCCAACACAGCUGCAAACAUCAUAGAAAAUGAGGGCCAGAGGAUGAAGACCAAACCAUGUAACCCUUACUUAUGCCAUUAGAUGAACUUUCCAUUAGUUACAACCCUUCUCUAUACACUCCGCCAUAUUUUUAAAAAAUCAUUGGUCUCUUACCUCUGCACACAAACUGAUACCCUUGUAGAGAGCUGCAAAGCUAUUUUCUAGAUUAUGUGACUGUACCUGAAAGGCUAUUUGCCAGCCAGUUAGGGUGAGACAGUAGUUAUGGGUGAAUUUUCUCCUCAAAACUAAGUAUUGUAUGCACCGAGAUGAAAGAUUAAAUGGAAACCAGUUUUCUCUCCUUUUUAUUGUGCUCUGAUGAAACAGGUUAUGUUGCUGUGUUACCAUUUCAUUUUCCUCAUUUAUUUUGUUACAAAGACUGAAAAGAAAAUGUCAUUGCAAAGUCUAAUUUGACUUAAUAAUAUGUAUUUGCAAAAGUGCCAAUUGUAUAUUGUAGUUUUGCUGCAUAAUUGUGACAAUAAUGUUUCCAUGUUGUGAUUUGAGAGAAUAUAUAUUUAAACUAGUUUAAAAUUAAUAAUUUGUAAUUGUUAUAGAAAUUAAUGGUCAAUUAAUUAUUUGUGUAAAAGUACAUACUGUGUAUUGGUAUCAACCGUUUUAAUGUGAAUUUUGUGUGCUUAAACUAAUUUCAUAACUUUUUAGCACCUUUUCUGUUAAAAAAAAUUAAAUGCUUGGGAUAGUAAGGGCUUGAUGAUCUAACUAUAGCUAACCAAUUUCAAGUGACAGUAUUCGUUUUAUGUAUUAAAAAUAUUUGUGGUUGGUUAGGGAUCAUAGUACGUACCGUUUAUUGCAGGCCUUCAAAUAAUAUUCAGUAAGGUAAUAAAGAUGCAAUCGGUAGGGUAAUAAACAGAAAAAAACACAACUUACAUGCAUUAAGGCAGCAGUGUGGAGUAGUGGUUAGGGGCUCUGGACUCUUGACCGGAGGGUUGUUGGUUCAAUCCCAGGUGGGGGACAUUGCUGCUGUACCCUUGAGCAAGGUACUUUACCUAGAUUGCUCCCUUAAAAACCCAACUGUAUAAAUGGUAAUUGAUUAAAAAAAUAAUGUGAUAUCUUGUAACAAUUGUAAGUCACCCUGGAUAAGGGUGUCUGCUAAGAAAUAAAUAAUAAUAAUAAUAAUUACAGUAUAUCUCAAAACAAACAGUUUAAGCCAUAACAGUAGGAUAACUGUGCUGUCUUAAUCCAUAUUCAGCACAAUUGUUUGCUAAUGCACUUCUGAGUUGUCUUUAGUAGUCUUGGUUAUUUCAUAUUCCUACCUCUUGUUUUAUGUCCUGUAUAACUCAUUAUUUUUGCUUUACAUUUCUAGCUUUUCUUAAAAAAAAAACAAAAAAAACAUGUAAUUAUUAUUAUUAUUAUUAUUAUUAUUAUUAUUAUUAUUAUUAUUAUUAUUAUUAUUAUUAUUAUUAUUUAUUUCUUAGCAGACGCCCUUAUCCAGGGCGACUUACAAUCGUAAGCAAAUACAUUUCAAGUGUUACAAUACAAGUAAUACAAUGAGAGCAAGAAAUACAAUAACUUUUGUUCAAGUGUGACAAACCACAAUUCAAUAAUACAGCAGAUAAUAGUGAUAGUGAAUAGUGAAAACCUAAUGAAGCAGAACAAAAUUAUGUCUUCAUCAUAUACUCUGAUGUAAGCAGUAAUGUUUGUCUACUUAACUGGUCUUUUGUUUGUACCUAUCAGCCCCAGGCAGAGGCAUGUCCAAGUUCAGGCUUUAAAGUUCUUGCUUAUUACAAAAGAGCUCUCGAUUGUGCAGCUCUGCUGCUUUGUCCUGUCAUAACAGACUAUAUACUGUAUUGUUUGCUUUCACAUGCACAUGAUAGAAGACACUCACAUGACUAUAUUCAUGAAGCAUUUGCAUUGAGGUCAAGUAACUGGAUUAUAAUUUACUUAACAGAAACAGAUACUUUAUGAGUGCAGCUGACAACUUAAUCUGUGAUCGUUAAUUUGUGUAGAAUGUUAUUCCUCUGGGAUAGCCGACAGGGUUGCCCAGGUAACCUCCUGGGUAGUAUCAGGUCUAAUCCAGAAUACAACCAUUACUAAAUGGAGAAAACAAAAAACCUACUGAAGCGCUUUCAAAAAAUUCCUCUUCAUUGCUGUCUAGCUCUUACAUUACCUCACCGAAAUGGACUGCUUUCUAAAUGACAAUAAUUGAUAAAUCAGUGUAAUCUGUAGCAAUGCUAGAGAACAUUCUGAAAAUUAUCAAAAACUGAAACAAGCAGAUACAGUACAUUUUAGUGUAUUUAAAUGAUGUUUCUAGGUUAAAGAAAGGGGCCUAAAACAGAAAGAAAACAAAAAAGAGAAAAAUAAAAUAACAUUUUCACUGUUUAUUACUAUUUUAAACAUUGCACCCCAGAGAAAUGCAAAUACUAUUUUUUUUUUAAAAUUAGCCUAGCCUCCCAGAAAAGAAACAAACACUAAUAGUAAAACAAAUGUGUGCAAUGUCAUGUACUUUCCCUUGUUAUAUGUCCUUUAUUACUUUUUUUUCUCUCAAUGCAACAGCUGUGUCAGUUCCUGUAAUGUUACUGUGACCUUGUGCAGUGUCAUGACAAUUGUGUUUUGAUGUAUUUUAACAACAUGACGUACUGAUAACAGAUAAAAAGUGUUUGUUGGUUAGCAUUGCACUCUUGGCUGUAAGUUUUUAAGUGAUGUAUGUUAAUAAAUACAAAAAAAUUGUACUUCA
Molecule: messenger RNA, 7488 nt
Organism: Acipenser ruthenus (sterlet)
Lineage: Eukaryota; Metazoa; Chordata; Actinopteri; Acipenseriformes; Acipenseridae
Product: galanin receptor type 1
Exons: 3
Coding region: 684-1733 (349 amino acids)
Biological process (GO): negative regulation of adenylate cyclase activity; neuropeptide signaling pathway; positive regulation of cytosolic calcium ion concentration
Cellular component (GO): membrane
Molecular function (GO): galanin receptor activity
Source: RefSeq, a predicted model, not a curated record